This is a messenger RNA of Zootoca vivipara (common lizard), 3160 nucleotides long. Its product is annotated as amphiregulin. The record is from RefSeq and is a predicted model, not a curated record. NCBI's taxonomy places the organism in Eukaryota, Metazoa, Chordata, Lepidosauria, Squamata, Lacertidae. Gene Ontology annotation, biological process: epidermal growth factor receptor signaling pathway; positive regulation of cell population proliferation. Gene Ontology annotation, molecular function: growth factor activity; epidermal growth factor receptor binding.
GCAGGGUUGCCGUACGGCGCUCGCAGCUCGCCAGGCGCCCGUCGAGUCCCUCUGAGCCGGAGCCGCCUUUGCGCGCCUGCCUAGACGUCCGCCCCCCGACGACGCGCCCGUGCCCUCCAUGCGCGCCACGCUCGCCCUCCUCCGGCUGCUGCUCUGGAGCUUAGUGUGCCAGCAUGCCGCUGGAUCAGGGCUAAAUGUGACAGAACAAGAGCAAAACAUGCCCAUCCUGAGGACUCUUAAUACACCUGCAGCUGGGGUGUUUUCCUCGGGAGUUGACUAUGAAGAGACUGAAGAGGAAGAAGUGGCAAUGGCACCUCAAUUCCUUGCAGGUGAUUCAGCUACAGUUGCAUUUGAACUUAAAAAGCCAGCAAAAUCAGAGAGCGGGAAAAAGAACUCAAACAAACCCAAAAGAAAGGGAAACAACAAGGGGAGGAAAAACAAGAAGAAAACUCCAUGUGAAGCAGAGUUUAAAAACUUCUGUGUACACGGUGAUUGCAAAUAUUAUGAACAUCUUCGAAAAGCCACAUGCAAGUGCCACUCGGAUUACUUUGGCGAACGUUGCGUCGAGCAGUUCUUGAAGACGCACAGUGCCGAUGGCAACGAUGUAGAAAGUUCCACAUCCACAAUACUUGCGUCGACGGCUGGUUUGCUCACCUUUGCUGCCAUUGGGAUCAUUGUAACACUGUUGGUAAGGAAAAGGUGUUCUGUGUGUGAUGAAAAGGAAGAACGGAAAAGGCUCCGGCAAGAAAACGGAAGUUCCAGCAAUGACGUUUAAAGGUAACUGAAGGAGAUGCCUCUGAAAAGGCUAUUGCUGAAGCACACGCCCUUCCGUGGAGGCACGUCGGAAAAGGUCAAACUGAGAACCUCAGAGGAGCACGUUGAGAGCCUGAGACCAUGUCUGCCCAACAUGGAAGAUGCCCCAAGGAGGGGCUUUGCACUCCCUUUGCCUCUCCGCAGCUGCCAGAGGAUGUCAAGCAUGCCGCCACACUUGCAGGAAUUAACACCUGUAGUUUCCACAGCUGCUGGAGAGCUGCCCCGCCCUGUUCAGUACUGGAAGACGACCCAAAGAUGGUUACCGUGUGUGCAUCAAUCUGCACUGGAGAACUAUCGGCAGGUAGUUUACAGAGACUUCUGUGUGCAAGGGAGAGAAUUUAGGAGAUGUUCGUGCAAAGGGUUUUCUUCUUCUUCUUCUUCUUUGUGUUGUGACUGACUUCCACACACACACACACCCCUCAAGGUGAAAGGGGGCGAGGGAAACAGAGCAGGCUUUGAAAUAAGUCUCACGUUGCUUAAAGAGCUCUGUGACUCCCAGCCUGGGAUAAACGGCACAGGGUGUGCCUCCCUUCUCCUACACCUCCACCUGUUGUCACCUUGAGGGCUCCUGCUUGCCACCUGAAAAGGUGGCAGACCAGAAAUGUCACUGCUGUCUGCUUUCUGUUCUAGAUGUCUUACCGUGGAGGUGCACGAGCUGUUUCCAAGUUUGCUGCUGCUAUAGUUCUUUCUUUCUUUCUUUCUUUCUUUCUUUCUUUCUUUCUUUCUUUCUUUCUUUCUUGAUAAAUGUACGUUUUUAAAGACCAACAUCUCAUGGCAAAACUCUCAUGUAAGAGUUGCUUGUUGCUGCUGUCUUGGGGUUUGUCUAAUCCCAGCAGUGGCAUAGCAUGGGCGAGGCAACAGGGGCACAAAAUUUCAAAAGGGAAACAAAAUGGAAGUAGUAAUCAUAAAUAUAAAAUAGUGUGCCCUCCCCAUCGCACAGAAGAUCUCCUAAGGUUUGUGUGGGCAGACUGAGGAGUGGAUUUGGGCAAUGGCCAAUUGCUAGGGUGCCCUCUGCACGGGCUUUAGAAAGAUACCCAUUCCUAACCAAUCCCCUGUCCCACCCCUGCCAUGCUUGACACUCGCAGGGCACCACUGCUGCCACUUGGGUAGGUCACUGAGCUACUGCCCCUUCAUUCCAGCCUAUUGGCGGGUGGUGCUGAGGAUACUUGAUUUGCCCUGGGCUCUAGCAAUGCAUGCUAUGCCACUGAAUCCCAGUCAGCUGCAGUGUGCCAAAACGAGAGUAUCGCUGAACUGUCCCUUUAGCAUUCAGAAGCCCAGGGCUGCUGUUUUCGCAACCUGUGCUGUGUAACAACCGAGACGGCUGAGAUGUGGAAAUAACACUAAAGGCCACCUACUGAAGUUCUCCACAAAGCACAGAUUGUUCUGGAUUUAAGUAGGCUGGGAAGUGAAUUCUAAAUCAGCAGUCUGAUAGUUCCCGUAAUCCUUGGAGAGCUUGCCGCAAGAGAGGUCGUAAAAUGAGACUGUUUUGCCAGUCCUGUUGUCUUGCUGCUUCUCCCUUGCAGCCUGGAUGAGGCCUGGGGGUCCUGUGGCUCUACCGAGGUUUCUGGAGCUCAUCAGCUCUAGCCAACUUGGCCCAAGGUCAGGAAUGAUGCAAGUUAUUUUCCAUCAACAUCCGGAGGAAAACAGGUUCCCCACCGCUGCCCUAGAUCCUUCUCCCACCUCAAGAAAAGAAUAAAUACUUGUGCCAGUGCAGUAACAGCGUCCCCUUCUCAGUACCCUUUGGAAUACGGGGGCAAAGGCAUGCUAGGAUAUGCCCAUUUAUGGCAAAAGUGAAUGAUGAGCAAUCAUAUAAGGCAACUUAUAAUAUUUUGAUACAACAAUUAUGGGGGGAAUGGAUUGCUUUGGCACACAAACUUAUCAACACUCACCACCUUCAGUGGAGUUCUUUGUUUUGUUUGUAGAAAUGUAAAUCUUCCUGCAUUGAACAGUGGCAUGGCAUAUCUUAAGCAGUCUAAUUGUGUGUAAACUUGCAACCACAUGCUAUUACUUUAUGCUUCCUGUAAAGUUAUGUAGGACUUCCUGCAAAGCUGCGUCUUAAUUAACUCAAGCUACAGUCCUAUAUACUAUUUCCUGUGAGCCCCACUGAACACUGUGGGAUUUGCUUCUACAAGGGACUGUACCCUUAAGUUACUCUGGCUUGUAUAUAAGAUUGUUUUGACUGAAAAGGAGAACUUGAGCGACACAGUUUGAUUUUACAUUAGUGUAAAUAUGUAUUCGUGCAGAAGUUUUGGUUUUUUUUAAUAUUGUAAAUAAUGUGUUCCUGUAUUUAAUAUGUUUGCACAACUUGACAUGACCUAUUUAUUUUAUUAAACUUUUUUACAUAAAU